Molecule: messenger RNA, 1412 nt
Organism: Chenopodium quinoa (quinoa)
Lineage: Eukaryota; Viridiplantae; Streptophyta; Magnoliopsida; Caryophyllales; Amaranthaceae
Exons: 5
Coding region: 617-1144 (175 amino acids)
Source: RefSeq, a predicted model, not a curated record
GGUAUGGGUGUGGGUUGGGGUUUCGGCGAUCCGGCGACGGGUUUGGUUGAGUUUGGCAACGGUUUUGGCUGAGUUUGGCGACGGUGGUGGUGACGCUGUUGUGGUAGGUGGUGGUGGUGUGAUGUUGUUGUGAUUCGGUGACGGUGGUGGUUGGGGCGCGCGAUGGAGUUUAUAGAGGUAUAGGGCUGGUUUGGCUAUGGAGUUUACCUUUGGCUUGGUUGGGCUUGCGACAAUGGGGUCGCCCGACCGGCGGUGGUGUGUAGGGAAGCUGGCGGUGAUGUUGGUGGAUGGGUUAAGGUGUAGGAAUUUUUUUAAAUUUUAAUUUUAUAAGCCAAUAAACAACUCAUACGUGUUCAUGGCAGGUCCCACUAAACGGAUUAAGUGAUGGUGAAAUCUAUUUUUUUUUUUUUUUUGGUGGUGGUGGCGUUAUAAUCUAACUUGUGACUUUUUUGCGGUGUUAUUUUGCAAAACAUUUAUAUUUUGAAUUAUAUUUUUAUUAACAAAUUAAUAAUAAUAAAAUGAAUAAAAAUGCCAAAGUGUCGAGAAAAAAAAAGGAAAACUAAAAAACAACAAUUGUAAAACAAGAAGCAGAAGUUGAAAGGACAAAGGAGUGACGAUGGCCGCUUCUUGUUCAAGUAUUGUUUAUGGCGUUCAACCCAUCUCACCUCGAACCCGCUUCAAAACCCCAAAUCUUUCAAAUUCCCCUUUUCAAUCUCUUUCCUCCAGUUUUAGUUUUGAUUCUUCUUCUAAAUUUCUGCUGCCAAAGCUCCAAAUUAGCGGCCUAAGAAGGCGGAAUUCUAAUUCUGUGCCCAUCAUCUUCAAUGCUCAAUCCAAAGUCUUCCAAGCCAUUCAGACAGUUUUUAAAGUUGGCAAAGAUGGAGUUGAGGCAGGAACCAAUCUUGUGCCAGAUGCUGUUCCAAGGCCAGUUGCAAGACUGUCUGUAACUGUAGUUGCUGCUGCUGUUUCUCUUUUUGUGCUUCGGUCGUUCGUGUCUACAGUUUUCUUCGCAUUGGGUUUCAUGGGCUUUGUGUAUUUCAUUUAUCUUGCCUUCAACAAGGACAAAGGACCUAGAGUGGACGACAAGCCUGGUUCAACAGACGAAGCUAUAGAAGAAGCUAAGAAGAUCAUGGAUAAAUACAAAUAGGCUGCAAGCUUGACAGUACUUACGUAAGCUGUGUUUUCUAGUCUGGAGUCUGGACCAAUCUGAAGAUGAUCAAGUAUUUCAUUGAAGUAUUGUUUUAUUCGUGACUUGUGGCAGUCUCAUGAACCAGAGCUCCAUUAUCCCAAUUCGUUAGGUUUCGUGGUGAUUAUGGGCUUGGUCUUUGCCCAGGUACGCUUCUAGGUUGAUAUUAUAUAAAUCAGGGAUAUGAUGUAGAGUGACUGUAGAAUGUUUGGAUUUCCAUGUCAGGUGA